AUCCUACACGCCCCCCAAAAAAAUCCGCAGGCACACCUGAAGGCGCGAGCAGGAAAUGGAAUACGGACAUGAGCCCGUGCUGACGUGAUAAGAAGGGGGAAAGAAGAAAGGGACCACGGCGCCGUGGUGUGUUCGUCGCCUCAUGUGCCCGUCCGUUGCUGGUUCGUUCCUGCUCGCGGAAAGGCGGAGGCAGAUGCCAUCAUCCGGUUGAGGAAUGGAGACCGCGGCGGCGAAGGCGGCCCGGCUGGCACGGAGCAGCCUGGCUGCGGCAGCUCCGUGCCCGGCGGCGAACGGCGGCGUGGUCGUCUUCUUCGCGGCGCUUGUCGCCGGGGCUCUCGUCACCGCCUCCUGGAUGUAUGCCAGCGCCAGAUUACAGGUCACUCCGAUCAGUCCUGUCGGUACCCCAACCUUAGCGCACGAUGCCGCAACGGGGCCGGAGCCAGCGCCGGCUCCGCCACGGUUCACCGACGCCGGCACGAAGAGCACGAACCAGACACCGGCCAAUUUCGCUCCACCGCCUCGUCCUCCUGAGCUGCCACCCGCGCCGUCCCCCGCCGGUGCAGCAGCGCCAGCCCCGCGGGAGUGCCCGGCCUACUUCCGGUGGAUCCAUGAGGACCUGCGCCCGUGGCGCGACACGGGUGUCACGCUCGACGCCGUGGAGGGCGCGCGCCGGUUCGCGCCCAAGUUCCGGGUCACCGUGGUCGCGGGCCGCCUCUACGUGGCGCGCUACGGCCGGUGCUUCCAGACACGGGACGUGUUCACUCAGUGGGGCAUCCUGCAGCUGCUACGGCGCUACCCCGGCCGCGUGCCCAACCUCGACCUCAUGUUCGACUGCGAUGACCUGCCCGUCGUCGGCGCCGCCGACCGCCACCACCCCCAUCUGCCGCCGCUGUUCCGGUACUGCGGCAGCGAGGCGACGCUGGACAUCGCCUUCCCUGACUGGUCGUUCUGGGGUUGGCCUGAGCUCAACAUAAAGCCAUGGGAAGCGCUGCGGAGGGAGAUAGAAGAAGGGAACACCAUGGUGAAGUGGACGGACAGGUCGCCGUACGCGUACUGGAAGGGGAACCCGAACGUGGGCGCCGGACGCCGGUUCCUCCUUAGGUGCAACGCGUCCGGCAAGCGUGACUGGAACGCGCGGAUAUACGCGCAGGACUGGGGGAAGGAGCUGCGGCAAGGAUUCAGGGAAUCAGACCUGUCCAAGCAGUGCACGCACAGGUACAAGAUUUACAUCGAGGGGCGGGGCUGGUCGGUGAGCGAGAAGUACAUCCUGGCGUGCGACUCCGUGGCGCUCAUGGUGCGGCCGAGGUUCCACGACUUCUUCUCCCGGGGCCUGGCGCCGCUGCGGCACUACUGGCCCGUGGUCCGCGACCGCGGCAUCGCCAUGUGCCGCUCCAUCAAGUUCGCCGUGGACUGGGGCAACGCCCACACGGACAAGGCGAGGGAGAUCGGCGGGAACGCGAGCCGGUUCGUCCGGGAGGACCUGGCGAUGGAUCGCGUCUACGACUACAUGUUCCACCUCCUGUCAGAGUACGCGAGGCUGCUGCGGUACAGGCCCGCGGUGCCGCGCGGCGCCGCGGAGGUGACCGUCGAGUCCAUGAUGCGGGGGAGGCGCGGGCUGGUGGAGAGGCAGUUCAUGAUGGACACGGUGGAGGUGGACGGCGCCGGCGGCGAAGGCGGCCCCUGCAGGUUGCAGCCGCCUUUCAGUGCCCAAGAGCUGGAGGCGCUGCGAAAAGAGAGGGCGGAUGUGGUGAGGCAAGUGGAGGCGUGGGAGAAUCAUUGACACUGUCGACGCACGUAGAGCGUAGACUAGAAUACAAAGGGUAACAAGACUUUGUAAGAAUUUUGAUGAAUGAUAGGCAAUAUACUUUGUUAAGAUUUAAAAUCUUAAGCGGUCUGAUGAAUAUAGCGUAAGAUGAAAUUUUGUUGGGAAA
Setaria italica (foxtail millet) is the source of this 1931-nucleotide messenger RNA. Its product is annotated as O-glucosyltransferase rumi. The transcript has 6 exons. Lineage: Eukaryota; Viridiplantae; Streptophyta; Magnoliopsida; Poales; Poaceae. The coding region runs from base 215 to 1780 and encodes 521 amino acids. The record is from RefSeq and is a predicted model, not a curated record.